This is a messenger RNA of Oppiella nova, 6361 nucleotides long. The record is from the annotation of a GenBank genome assembly. NCBI's taxonomy places the organism in Eukaryota, Metazoa, Arthropoda, Arachnida, Sarcoptiformes, Oppiidae.
AUGGAAGUGUGGGGCAGUGAAGUGAUUGAAUGUUUGUGCACAACUUGUGGUGAUAGACACGACUGGACACGGAGUCGAGUGACUGUUAUGGACAGCCGCACCAAAUCCAUGAGACAAUUGUAUUGUCUUAGAGUUAAUCAGAUUGAUUCGAAAUCAUUGGACACUGAAUUGAAUGCGAUUUUUGAGGCGAAGGUCAACGACCUGGAGAUCCAAAGACUGCGAGAAUUGAGUCCAGAAUUAUUAGCCCUCAUAAAGACAUACAUUUGGGUGAAUACGGUUUGGGGGAAUGGCAUCUCAAUUGGACAGUCAUUACUUGGACUCAAAUACUACGACAUGAGUGACACAAACACUAUUAGACAACACUUGAAUGCAUUACAAAAUGUUGGCCUCGUUUUGGUGGAAAUAGUGGUUCCAUGGCUUAGACAACGAGUGAUCACUGAUAGCAUUAGCCAUACGGUUGACAAAGUGGAUCAGUUGUACAAAUGCGUCCAUUUUAUGAAUGGAUUGGUUUUCUUAUAUUACGGCAAAUAUCGGACUCUUUGGGAACGAGUGCUUCGAUUGGGAACCGGUCUUCAGUCGUCACAACAAAACUGGUCCAAUAAUGAGCUCUAUCUGGAAAUCAUGAAUAGAGAGCUCUUAUGGCAUACUUUCGCUCAGUUAUUGUCGUUUGUAUUGCCGUUAAUAAACUUUUAUCGACUCAGGAAUACAUGUCUGAACACAGUUCGCGGUCUCCUCUUCCCCUCCCGUCCCACCCCUCCAUCCAAUGCCACACAACGAGAGAUACAAGACCUGAAGAAUUGUGUCAUUUGUAACGAGUGGCCAAUCAAUGGACACGAGAUUGGAGUUGGCCUCCAAUGCCCUUCACUGCCCAUCGCCAGCCAUUGCCGUAACCCUCGUCUGGCCGUCAGCGUAACGUGUAAUACCGGUGCCCACGUGUCCACCAUGUCUAAUGUGGCCAACAAACACCACCAGCAGAACCCAAACAAGUACCCCAACAACAUCUCACGUGUCAGUCAUCCCAACCAAAGUAUAAACCCGAGAGGGUCUGUGCCCACAGACAACCACUCACGUCCGGACCACCAGAGGCAGCCAACGUACUCACACGCCGCCAGUCGGGGUUUAUCACAACCGGCACAUCCAUCACAUGAUAGCGUAAUUGGAAAAUCGCAUCCAAACGCUAGUGCUGUUCAACAGGUGGUUCUACCAAACCUAUCAGCACAGGUGCCAAACGUCAACCCUACCGGCCCUCAAAUGCCUGCAUCUGCCGUCGCCAACGCUGGCCCUAAUCACCUCCAAGUGCUUCAGCAACAGAGUGCACCUCAAAUGUUGCCACAAAACAAUCGUUUUAUGUCUCCUUUCCAUCAACAGCACCCACAGCAUCAGCAGCGGCCACAAAGACAUACACUUAUUCAGAAUCACAAUAGAAAUUCAAAUGCUGUCCCUAAUAGUGCCGUGAAUCCGACCGUUCAGCAAAAUAUAGCGCAUACCGGUCCCCAAUAUUUCAUUCUCAAUCCGCAACAGCAGUUCCAACAGAUCCAAACACAGUUCAUACCGCAACACAUGUCUCACUCUUACCAGAGACCACCCCUGCAGAUACAGCAGCCCUACUACAUGUAUGCCCAGCAACACAAUCCCCAACAACAACAGCAACAGUCGUUUCAACCACAGACGACAUAUCCUCAAUACAUGUAUCCGCCGCCGCAUUACCCGCAACCCCCACCCCAUCAAAGCGCUCCAAUGGUGCAGCAGAUGCAGCCCAGAAGUCAACCGGUUUCGGCACCACCUGUCAUACAGGCGAGUGCCCCGCCAUUAACUGUUCAAAUGCCCGGACCUAACACUGAAAUGAAUGAGUCGACGGCACCACCGAUGCCGGCAAAGCCACAAAUGCAUACCAAGCGUACGCGCACUCUAGCCGUUCUCACGGACCCUAAUAGUGGCGAAAACAUAAAUCUCGAAGAAUUGGCCAAAAACCCCAAAGAAGAGUUUAAAAGCCAAACACCGGUCAACCGUAAGACUGAGUCACAUCCCGGAGCUUCCAAUUCUCCCAACGCUGGUGUUGUGACGAGUUCAUCCGAAGCGGACAACAGCAUUGCCCUACAGUUCGCCACAAAAGUGGCCCGAAUGGCAACACAGCCCAUUGCCGGUCAUUCAUCGACUACUGGUGUUCACGAAACAAUUAGUGUUAAUUCGAAGCCAGAAAAGGAAGAACCGGUAGCUAUUAGUCCUAUAAGUAAAGCAACCAUAAGUGAACCGAUGGACAAAUUAAGUGAAAGUGAACCGUUGACUGACAAAUCACAAGUGAUUGAAACGAAUUCUGCAAAUAGUGCUUCUGAUAUGUUUGAUAAAACAGACAGUAAACUAUCAAAUGACAUUUCAGCUCAAAAUUCAAUUGAAAAUAAUAGUCAAAUGAGUGGUGAGAAUGUUGUGCACGAAUUGAGUGAAAACGAAGACAAUAACAGAGAUAUGAAUACUAAAGAAGAGAAUGAAGACAAAGUGGAGACGAAACCCGAAAUAGACAAUAACAGAGAUAUGAAUACUAAAGAAGAGAAUGAAGACAACGUGGAGACGAAACCCGAAAUAGGAGACAAUAAUGACAAACACGACGACAAAGUGGACAAUGCAUGUGAUGUGACGGACAAUGUUGUGCCGGUUAUCGACAAAAUAGAACCGCAACCGAUAUGCGAGCGGUCGUCACCUGUGAUGAUCCCAACCCUUGACAAGGAAUGCACCGAUAAUUUGACCAAAACUAAUGUUUUAUAUACUGAAGCUAUUUGUGAAAAUGAUAUACAAAAUGAAAUGAAUCGAUCAAUUGAUGUGACGCCAGAGGAUGAGUGUCCGGUGCAGACGGAGGAACCCGAAUCAGCCAUACCUUCGCCUAAGACCUCCCUUCCAGAUCUGCCGUAUAAGGACGACCAGUGGACUCCUCUCAAUCCGGACGGCAAAAAGCAUUACGAAAGAGACUUUCUGUAUGCCGUUCGCGAUAAGUCUGUCGAUUCACUCAAAAUGCCUGAAGUGCUCAAUAAUGAUAGGAAUCACGAAAUUAUUCGUAAAAUUAGUAAAGAGUCGAGUGGUCACACGAAUGACGAGCCCUCCAACUACUUUAUGCCUAAUUAUGUGAAGCCUAAUGAUAUGCGCCACCGAGGCAUGGCUCCUCCUGCAUCCCGGCGCUCGAGUCAACCGGGAAGACAGGACACCAAACACCGAAAAAUCAUCUCAACGUCUUUGACACAAGACGUGAAACUCCACACAACAGAGAAUGCGUGGAAACCUCUCAUGAAACCAAACCUUCACGUGUCUGAUCCCGAAGAACUUGAAACUCUGGAACUUCUUAAGAGGAUUCGAGGAAUUCUGAAUAAACUGACGCCACAGAAGUACGACGCCUUAAGCAAUCAGAUUCUGUCCUUCAAAAUAGACACCGAAGACCGACUUAAGAGAGUCUUAGAUCUUGUGUUCGAGAAGGCAGUCGACGAACCGGCCUUUUGUCUCCAAUACGCCAAUCUCUGCAAACAUUUGUCGAAAUUCAAAGUUUUGGUCAAUAAGGAGGAGAACGCCGAAGAAGUGAAGUUUCUGAAACUCCUUCUCAGCAAAUGUCAGAAAGAGUUCGAAACAGACAUUUACGCCUCCAUUACAGACCUGAAGGAACGCCGCGAAGAGAUCGACAACUGUUCGGAUCCGCCGAAGAAGAAAAUGUUGUUCGAAGUGCUCGACGAAGACAUGAGGAGAGCCCGGAAGAGGAGUCUGGGAAACAUAAAACUGAUCGGCGAGUUGUAUAAACUGAAUAUGCUCAAGGCCAACAUCAUGGUCCAGUGCAUCGACAACCUCAUCAAAGAGGCCGACGACGAGUCACUCGAGUGUCUGUGCGCUCUCCUCCGCACAAUUGGCGAACAAAUCGAAACCGAGGCCUCAGAUAAGGCCAAACAAACGCAACUCUUGGACUCGUUUUUCGUGAAAAUGCAGUUAAUUGCCGACCAAAAGGACUCCGACGUGAAGGGCACGUCCGCUCGCGUCCGCUUCAUGUUGAGGGACGUGAACGAUAUGCGCAGAAAUCACUGGAAGGCGCGUAGGGAUGAGAAUCUGCCCAAAAUGAUAGACGAGAUUCACAAAGAGGCCCAAAAAGAGGACGAACAGAUGGUUAAGGAUCUGCAACAACACUCCAUGAACAAGAAACAGGAGGAAAGGGAUCGCAAACAAAAAGGCUUACGACCGGCCAAUGAUUCAACUGAUGGCAAUCAGUGGACAGUUAUAGCUCGCAAGAGUCAGAACGCUACUCAGCCCAACAUUGACUGGCAAAAGAUGCGGACAAUGCAACAACAAAACCACGACAACGUGCAGUUAGGGCCGCAGUCUGGCAGUGCCUGGUCUAUGGGCAGCCGAGGCGGUGGAGGAACUUCUCAGUCCCGGUUUGCCGCUGAAGACAAACAGCUCAAUAGGUUCUCACCGCUCGAAUCCAAUGACAACAGAAAAUCAUCGCAAAAAAUAAUUUCUUCGCGAGACUCAAGUAAAGGCAGAUCUAAUCAGAAUUACGGCCAACAGGGCCGCGGAGGUCGCUCUCAGGGCGGAGGGCGUAGUGGUGAGCGCGAGGACGCCAUGAAUUUGGUGCGAAAUUUCUCUGCGCGUCAGUCCCCGUCUGAGUCUUCGCCCGCCUAUCCAAACAUGAUUUCCCGAAACAGUAGUCGAAGCGAUAGUCGUGAGGCGAGCGCUCCCAACAGUCGGAACAGUUCUAUACGUCGCGACACCCCCGACAUCGAAGUCAAUCAAUUGAGAGGCAGUCAAAGCAUUUCAAAUGAAGACUUGGAGGAGAAGUGUAAGGUCUCCAUCACUGAGUAUUUAAACGUGAAGAGUAUGGAUGAGCCGGUCAUCGACCUCUGCAACCUCUGCAACGACUCCAAUGUCGAGAUCUAUGUCUUGUCUGCAAUCAACUGCUCUCUCGAGAACUCUAGUCAGUCCGACCACUUCCUCAUCGGAAAACUUAUUAAUCACUUAAUUUGCAAACUAUCGCAAAAAAUAAUUUCUUCGCGAGACUCAAGUAAAGGCAGAUCUAAUCAGAAUUACGGCCAACAAGGCCGCGGAGGUCGCUCUCAGGGCGGAGGGCGUAGUGGUGAGCGCGAGGACGCCAUGAAUUUGGUGCGAAAUUUCUCUGCACGUCAGUCGCCGUCUGAGUCUUCGCCCGCCUAUCCAAACAUGAUUUCCCGAAACAGUAGUCGAAGCGAUAGUCGUGAGGCGAGCGCUCCCAACAGUCGGAACAGUUCUAUACGUCGCGACACCCCUGACAUCGAAGUCAAUCAAUUGAGAGGCAGUCAAAGCAUUUCAAAUGAAGACUUGGAGGAGAAGUGUAAGGUCUCCAUCACUGAGUAUUUAAACGUGAAGAGUAUGGAUGAGCCGGUCAUCGACCUGUGCAACCUCUGCAACGACUCCAAUGUCGAGAUCUAUGUCUUGUCUGCAAUCAACUGCUCUCUCGAGAACUCUAGUCAGUCCGACCACUUCCUCAUCGGAAAACUUAUUAAUCACUUAAUUUGCAAACAAUGUAUAAAACUCGAUCACUUCCAUAAGGGUCUGAAUCUUAUACUCGAAAAUUCUGGAGAUGUGGAACUGGAUGUGCCGAAGAUGUGGGACUAUAUCGGCGAGAUAUUGGCCCCCAUUUUUAAACAUUUCAAUGCCUCACAAACAAGUGGUGACCGAUUCACGAGUGCCUUAUUUAGAGCUAUAAUCCAGGGAUGUAUUAUCGCGCCUCAAGACGUGAGAGAGACGACGUUAGACGAGCAUCAGCUCGUGUCGUGCGCUCCCGUUCUCCAGAAAUUUCUCGGCGGAGACGCCGAACACGAACUCCAGGCUCUGAUAGUCCUACAGGAGCUCAUGGAGAAACUGGAACACCCGCCAAACUUACUGUUGAAGAUAUUCCAAUGCCUUUACGACAAUAACGUGAUAUCUCACGACGGGUUCCUCCAGUGGGAGAGGUGUGAGAGUUCGGGCUCUGGGAAGGCGGUGGCUGUCAAGAGUGUGGUCCGGUUCCUGACAUGGCUUCGGGAGAACGAGGACGACGACGAAGACGCAGAACUCACCACUUCUUAGCCAUCAUUAGACAUCAUAAUUAAUGACUGAUUCGAUACGAUAUUAAAGUAAUUAUAAAUAUAUUAUAAAUAUAUAAAUAUAUUGAAAGUUAUUGUCAUCUGAAGAUCGAUUUGUAAUAAAAUAUUUAUAAAUUAAUUUACAAUUAUUUUAGAGUCGUUUCCACGAAAUGAGUGGAGACUUAACUAUAAAUUACAUUCAAACUGAAUAUUGCAUUCAAUUGUCAAAUGUUCGCUAUAUUUUUGCAAUGUUUUGAAUGCAAUUAUCUAUUAUUUAGAACAAUUUGUAUGGGAAC